AUGGACUAUGUGAAUGAUGCCUGUAUUGUUACUGUAAGACUGGGUGUCUUGGUUUAUAUCGGACAAGAGCAGAACUCUGGCACCCAGUUACUGAAGAAAGUAGCAGCUACUCCUGUGAAAACAUUAUCUCAAACAACAAGUGCUGUGGCUUCUACUGUUCAGCCACCUGCUGUAAUACAGCCAGCAGCUGCAACAGCUAGUGUUACUACUGUUACUGCUGUAAAGCCUUCGAGUACUGGAACACCUGUAAAACUUCCAGUUACAGGCCCACCUGCACAAGCUAUCUCCCAAAAGGCAGUCUCUGUGAAAGCAGAGGGCACAACAGUAGCACAGACCAGCACUUCUACAGAGAUACUAGAGAAUGUCAAGAAAUGCAAGAAUUUUCUUGCUACGCUAAUAAAACUGGCAUGUAGUGGACCUCAAGCCCCUGAGAUGGGGCAGAAUGUGAAGAAUCUGGUUCAAAAUCUAUUGGAAGCAAAAAUUGAACCAGAAGAAUUUACAAAAAAGCUAUACAUAGAACUCAAGUCAUCUCCACAACCAUAUUUAGUUCCUUUUCUCAAGAAAAGCAUGCUUGCCUUACGGCAGCUAAUGCCCAAUGCUCAGAGCUUCAUCCAGCAGUGUAUGCAGCAGCCAGCUCCCACCCAAGAAGCUGUUUUGACUUGUACCUCUGCAGCACCAGCUCCUUCGAUAGUAGUGGCAACCUCAUCAGUGGCAACUUCAACUGUAGCAAAAACUUCUCUUCCAGUUAUAAAACCAGUGUCUGCCUCUGUAACAGUCACAGCCUCUCCGGUUAUAAAACCAGUCCUUGUCAGUGCGUCGGCAACAGCUUCUCUGCCGACUGUGAAGCCUGUUCCUGCCUCUGCAGUGGUGACAGCAUCCGUUCGUCCUGCAGCUUCAGUCCUCACCACAACGAUGGCAACAUCAGGGCUGACUGCCAUCCAAACCGUCAAGCCAGUCUUCACCUCUGCAGUAGCAACGUCCUCUCUCCAGUCUGCCAAGCCACUGCUGGUCUCCACAGCGGCAUCUUCAGCAACGACCCCUCUACAGACUCUGAAACCAGUCAUUGGAACCCCAGUCAGUAUUAAAAUCUCACAGCCAAACUCCAUCGUUGCGCAGUCAGCAGGUGCUCAGCAGGUGGUUAAAGUGAAACAGUUGGUGGUCCAGCAACCAUCAGGAGCCAUUGUAAAGCAAGUAUCCACACUCCAGCAACCCUCAACGCUGACCAUACAGACAUCUGCUGAGAAAAGGAUGCCACUGAUGAAUACGCUUGUUCAAACUAAGCAGUUUCCUGCAGGUUCCAUUCUGAAACAAAUUACUCUGCCAGGAAAUAAAAUUCUGUCGCUUCAAGCAUCCCCUGUUCAGAAAGCAAAAAUAAAAGAGAAUGGAGCAACAUCCUUCAGAGAUGAAGAUGACAUAAAUGAUGUGACUUCUAUGGCUGGAGUCAAUCUUAAUGAGGAGAAUGCAUGCAUUUUGGCAACAAACUCUGAGCUCAUUGGUACAGUGAUCCGCUCUUGUGCAGAUGAACCUUUUCUCUCCUCGGAAGCACUUCAGAAGAAGAUCUUGAACAUAGGUAAAAGGCAUGACAUUAUGGAACUUAACUCUGAUGUUGUGAACUUGAUCUCCCAUGCUACACAGGAGAGAUUACGAGGGCUCCUAGAAAAACUAACUGUAAUUGCUCAGCACAGAGUAUCAACCCACAAGGGGAGUGAUAGUUACAUCGUAUCUAGUGACACCAGAGCACAGCUGAGAUUUCUUGAAAAGCUUGAUCACCUAGAAAAACAGAGAAAAGAUGAAGAGGAACGUGAAAUGUUGCUUCGAGCAGCUAAGAGCCGUUCCAAUAAAGAAGAUCCAGAGCAACUGCGGUUAAAGCAGAAAGCGAAAGAGAUGCAACAAUUGGAGCUAGCACAAAUGCAACAGAGAGACGCCAACCUCACAGCUUUGGCAGCCAUUGGACCAAGGAAGAAAAGACCAUUGGAUUCGUCAAACAUUGCAUCUGGGCUGGAGGAUUUGAAAGGCAAUGGAAUCACUCCUGGAUCAUCAAGUUUUAGCCUUACAAAACAGCUGCUGUGUCCAAGAAUAACCCGCAUCUGUCUCAGGGACUUGAUAUUCUGCAUGGAACAAGAGAGGGAGAUGAAGCAUUCUCUGAACUUGUACCGUGCUCUUCUGAAGUGA
Tauraco erythrolophus (red-crested turaco) is the source of this 2172-nucleotide messenger RNA. The record is from RefSeq and is a predicted model, not a curated record. NCBI's taxonomy places the organism in Eukaryota, Metazoa, Chordata, Aves, Musophagiformes, Musophagidae.